This is a messenger RNA of Carlito syrichta (Philippine tarsier), 2149 nucleotides long. It is a transcript of the gene SLC28A3, whose product is annotated as solute carrier family 28 member 3. NCBI's taxonomy places the organism in Eukaryota, Metazoa, Chordata, Mammalia, Primates, Tarsiidae. The record is from RefSeq and is a predicted model, not a curated record. The transcript is spliced from 17 exons. Bases 28 to 1995 code for a protein of 655 amino acids. Gene Ontology annotation, molecular function: pyrimidine- and adenosine-specific:sodium symporter activity; purine-specific nucleoside:sodium symporter activity. Gene Ontology annotation, biological process: pyrimidine nucleoside transport; purine nucleoside transmembrane transport. Gene Ontology annotation, cellular component: membrane.
CAGAACAAGGCAGGAAAUAACAACGUGAUGAGGAGCAGAGUUGUGCAAAGCGGAGAGCAUGUAAACACCGGACAGGGUGAGGAACAGCUCACCAUUGAGCAAGAUUCUCCAAGAAACAAAGAAAACAUGGACGACAACGAUGAAGACGCACACGAAAAAGGGUAUUUGGAAAGGAAGUAUGAUACAGUUUGUGAUUUUUAUAGGAAGCACAAAACCAUGGUUCGAUACAUCAUCUGGGGUAUUUUAUUAGCAGGUUAUCUGGUUGUGGUGAUUGCAGCCUGUGUGCUGAACUUCCACAGAGCUCUUCCUCUUUUUGUGAUCACCGUGGCUGCCAUCUUCUUUGUCAUCUGGGAUCGCUUGAUGGCCAAAUACGAACACCGAAUUGAUGAGAUCCUGUCUCCUGGCAGAAAUCUUCUGAGCAGUCAUUGGUUCUGGCUGAAGUGGGUAAUCUGGAGCUCCCUGAUCCUAGUGGUUAUUUUCUGGCUGAUCUUCGACACUGCCAAAUUGGGUCAACGGCAGCUGGUGUCCUUUGGUGGGCUUAUCAUGUACAUCGUCCUGUUACUUCUAUUUUCCAAAUACCCAACUAGAGUUUACUGGAGACCUGUCUUAUGGGGAAUUGGUUUACAGUUUCUUCUUGGGCUCUUGAUUCUAAGGACUGAACCUGGAUUUAUAGCUUUCGAUUGGCUGGGCAGACAAGUUCAGACUUUUCUGGAGUACACGGAUGCUGGUGCUUCAUUUGUCUUUGGUGAGAAAUAUAAAGACCACUUCUUUGCAUUUAAGAUCCUGCCAAUCGUGAUUUUCUUCAGCACCGUGAUGUCUAUGCUCUACUACCUUGGACUGAUGCAGUGGGUUAUUAGAAAGGUUGGAUGGCUCAUGUUUGUUACUAUGGGAUCAUCUCCUAUUGAAUCUAUCGUUGCUUCUGGCAAUAUAUUUGUCGGACAAACAGAGUCUCCACUCCUGGUCCGACCUUAUUUACCAUACGUCACCAGGUCUGAACUCCAUGCCAUCAUGACAGCUGGGUUCUCUACAAUUGCUGGAAGCGUCUUAGGCGCGUACAUUUCUUUUGGGGUCCCGUCCUCUCACUUGUUGACGGCUUCAGUUAUGUCGGCUCCCGCAUCAUUGGCUGCAGCUAAACUCUUUUGGCCUGAAACAGAAAAACCUAAAAUAACCCUCAAGAAUGCCAUAAAAAUGGAAAGUGGCGAUUCAAGCAAUCUCCUAGAAGCUGCAACGCAAGGAGCAUCCUCGUCCAUCUCUUUGGUGGCUUACAUCGCUGCGAAUCUGAUUGCCUUCCUGGCUCUGCUGUCCUUUCUGAAUUCAGCCCUGUCCUGGUUUGGAAACAUGCUUGACUACCCGCAGCUGAGUUUUGAGCUAAUAUGCUCCUACAUCUUCAUGCCCUUUUCCUUCAUGAUGGGAGUGGACUGGCAGGACAGCUUUAUGGUUGCCAAGCUCAUAGGUUAUAAGACGUUCUUCAAUGAAUUUGUGGCCUACGAGCACCUCUCAAAACUGAUCCAUUUGAGGAAAGAGGCUGGGCCCAAAUUUGUGAAUGGUGUGCAGCAAUAUAUGUCGAUUCGUUCCGAGACAAUCGCCACCUAUGCUCUCUGUGGUUUUGCCAAUAUCGGUUCUCUGGGAAUAGCGAUCGGUGGACUCACAUCCAUGGCUCCUUCCAGAAAGCGUGACAUCGCCUCAGGAGCAGUGAGAGCUCUGAUUGCGGGAACUGUCGCCUGUUUCAUGACAGCCUGUGUCGCAGGCAUACUCUCCAGCACUCCUGUGGACAUCAACUGCCAUCACAUUUUAGAGAAUGCUUUCAACUCCAGCUUACCUGGAAACACAACCAAAGUGAUAUCUUGUUGCCAAAGUCUACUGAGCAGCACUAUUGUCAAAGGUCCUGGCGAGGUCAUCCCAGGAGGAAACCACAGCCUGUAUUCUCUGAAGGGUUGCUGCAAGUUGUUGAAUCCACCAACGUUUAACUGCAGUUGGAUCCCUAAUACCUUUUGAGUUCAGCCAUUCGUGCAGUGGAAUUCUGAGUACAGAUGCUGAAUUUUCUGCUUUGGAGGAAAAAAAAAACUGUCGUCCACAGAUUGAGACUUCCAUCAUGGAAUCAGCUUUGAUCACAAGGAGAAGAGAAAAAGAGUGAAUCCUUCAGAGCUAC